Porites lobata is the source of this 774-nucleotide messenger RNA. The record is from the annotation of a GenBank genome assembly. Lineage: Eukaryota; Metazoa; Cnidaria; Anthozoa; Scleractinia; Poritidae.
AUGUGCGACAGCAGCGACUCAGAGACUACUGUGAGAAGCAGAAAUCGAAGCUAUCGAUACGAUCAUCCUAUAAUUGUUAACGAUGAGUAUAAAGUAAUCUUCUGCUAUAUUCCCAAGGUGGCCUGCACUCAAUGGAAACUUGUCUUUCUUGCUCUUGAUAACCGCACCGAUGUGGAUGAUGUGCAUGAUGACAAACAUUUAUACAAAUUUCUCUUUAAUGAUUAUUCGGACGAGGGUAUUAAAGUGAGGCUACAAUCUUACUUUAAGUUUCUGUUUGUUCGCGAACCACUCGAGAGGCUUUUGUCAGCCUACAAUGACAAGUUCAUAAACAAGAUAUGGCCUCGGGAAAUGAUUGAAAGUUAUAAAACGAAAAUUUUGGAAAGAUACAAACAAGACGAACCUAGCUCUGGCAGCUCUGAACAUGAACUUACUUUUAAGAAGUUCAUUUAUUAUGUGAGUGAUGUUGGGUUUGAUAGAAAUCCCCACUGGCGAUCGUACGGCCCACUUUGUCACCCUUGUUAUAUAGAGUACAAUUUCAUCGGUCAUUUUGAGGACAUGCCAGAAGAAGCACCUUAUAUCCUUCGGCAAACAGGAAUGGAUCGGGCGGUGACCUUUCCUCCGUUUCAUACCCACAAUACUACAAGUCAACUUCUUAAAAGCUAUGCCCCGAUACCCAAGGAGAAGAUCGCUCAGCUGGGUAAGGCCUUUCAAGAAGACUUUGAAAUGUUUGAUUACGAUUUCCCAGGGCGUCUAUCCGAUCUCAUGCACGAUUAA